Messenger RNA from Drosophila virilis, 1250 nucleotides. Its product is annotated as myb/SANT-like DNA-binding domain-containing protein 3. The record is from RefSeq and is a predicted model, not a curated record. Lineage: Eukaryota; Metazoa; Arthropoda; Insecta; Diptera; Drosophilidae.
UUUAUUUUGUAUGUUGUGUGCGGAAAAUUGAAAAAUGUCGAGCGAGGAAAAGAAAAAAAGAGGCAAAAAUUUUACGGCAGAGGAGGAGCAAGUGCUCAUGGAGCUGCUGGAAGAAAGAAAGAAUAUCCUGGAGAAUAAAAAGUCGGACGCAGCUACCUGGAAACAGAAAGAGCAGGCUUGGGAAGAAAUGGCAGACACCUUUUACACCAGAACAGGCAUUCGGCGCGAAUGGAAGGCAUUAAGAGACAAGUUUAUAAACAUGAAAAGGAGGUCCAAGGUAGAACUGGGUGAGGACAAGACCCACAGUUUUCGCAUGGGCACAGGAAAGUUUAUUGCCUUGAUGGGGGAUUCAACAGCAGGCUUGAGCAACCAAUUCGACAGCGAUGCUUCCAAUGUGCCCAAUGACAUGAGCUUCGAGGGGGAGGAUGACAUGUUUGCAAGUUCCACAGAUGCGCACGAUGUCGCCAAUAUUUCUGCACACAAGGAAGUCAUGGCAAGCACAAGUGUCGACUGGCCCAGUUGGAACCCAAGAACCCUGCGAAGCUUGGAUGAGGAAAAGAUUAAAUUGGUGUUGCUUCAGCAAGAUUUUUAUAAGGGCGAAAAUUUGCGAGCGCAAGAAAAACAUGACCACGAAAUGCUUAAAGAGAAAAUCAAGCUGGAUCAGGAAGUCCAAGAGGGAAAACUGCGAAUUGAAAUGAUGGAAUUGGAAAUCCUUGAGAAACGUGCUAGGCUAGAUUUGAAAUAGGAGGCAGUUCAUCUCGUUUGUUGCGCUGUAAAAAAUGAGUUGAUUAUCAAUCCUUAAGUAAUAGAAAAAACAAAGCACCUUCGGAAUGCCGAAGACUUAGUACCCUUGCAGAUAUAUAAACAGAGCUGUUGCUAUCGCAGCGCGAUCCUAAUUAGCGCCCAAAACAAUGUGUAAUAUCCGGCCGAUCUUUUGACGGAAUCUUCUUUUAUAUUACAGAGCUGCUUACUUUCGUAUUAUUUGUUUUCUAAAAUCAAUCUGAUUUCGUUGUUUUGGCCGGAUCCAAUAUAAAAAUGUACAUAUCUUUAAGACUCGCAAACGAAAUUGAGCACAGACUGACUUGACUAUAUCCACUCAGCUGGUCGUCGUAAUUAAAAAUAGUUUAUGGGCUCAAAUUAUUAGCCCUUAUUGGGCUAUACAUACAUUUCGUCAAAUGCAAGGGUAUAAUAAAUAGGCCGAGUUAAGUUUAUGGAUAAGCUAAAUAAAUUUCGAAAUAAUUUAGUAUUAA